UACAAAUAGGGAUGGAUUAUUAUGGUCUCGCCAAGAUCACUGCAAGAACGAGUUUGGUAGUGAAAGGAUGUCUCCUCCGGUUAAGCUCAUCGGCUUCUUCGGCAGCCCAUACGCGCACCGUGCCGAGGCGGCACUGUGCCUCAAGGGCGUGCCUUACGAGCUGAUCCUAGAAGACCUCCUGCGCAGCAAGAGCGAGCUGCUGCUCCAGCACAAUCCCGUCCACAAGAAGGUGCCCGUGCUCCUCCACGGCGACCGGGCCGUCUGCGAGUCCCUCGUCAUCGCUGAGUAUGUCGACGAGGCCUUCGACGGGCUGCCCCUCCUGCCGACCGACCCCUACGACCGUGCCAUGGCUCGUUUCUGGGCUGACUUCAUAGAAAACAAGUUCACCAAGCCGUUCUGGAUGGCGCAUUGGAUAGAGGGCGAGGCGCAGAAGGCGUUCGUGAAGGAGGCCAAGGAGUACCUUGCGCUUCUGGAGGCUCAGCUCAAGGGGAAGAGGUUCUUCGGCGGCGACACCCCCGGCUACCUCGACAUAGCCGCUUCUACGCUAGCUCCCUGGCGCAGCGUGAUCGAGGAGGUGACUGGAGUGACAUUGGUGAACGAAGACGAGCACCCUGCUCUAUGCCAGUGGGCCAAGGAGUACAAUGCCAACGAAGCUUUGAAGCCGUGCCUGCCGGACAGAGACCAACUCCUCGCCUACUUCACCAAAAACAAGGAGAUGUACAAGAUUGGCGUCAAUGCAAUGUUGCACAAGUAAUUAGGUGCAAGAAUACGUCUCUGCGGUGCGUGGAUCACACACGGCGUGUGCCGGAAUAACAUUGGUGUGCCCAGAUGAAUAUGUCCAUGUCUCACAUAGAUGAAUUCAAUUUUUCUGCGAAUCUAGAUGUUUCUUUCUUUUUGAAACGAACCGGCAGGACAGAUGUUUCUUUCUUGAUUUAGUGUAAUAGUUACUAGUGGAAGUAUGCAGAUUUCUUGCUUCAACAAUGGAAGAGAGCUAAGCAGUCGGAGGGGGAUGUGGGUGUAAACUAUAUAUAUUUGUCAUGGUUUCUAUAUA
This is a messenger RNA of Phragmites australis (common reed), 1051 nucleotides long. RefSeq names its product probable glutathione S-transferase. Gene Ontology annotation, biological process: glutathione metabolic process. Gene Ontology annotation, molecular function: glutathione transferase activity. The record is from RefSeq and is a predicted model, not a curated record. Lineage: Eukaryota; Viridiplantae; Streptophyta; Magnoliopsida; Poales; Poaceae. Gene Ontology annotation, cellular component: cytoplasm. The transcript is spliced from 3 exons. The coding region runs from base 68 to 754 and encodes 228 amino acids.